AUGACAAAGUAUUUGCAUUAAUUCUUAUUUAAAAGUCAUUAGAUCAUUCAAGAUAAAAGUAGCGAAUUUAUGAUUUCAAGACUCCUUUUGACAAUGAUAAUUGUGCUGAAAAAAAAGAGAGAUAAAAGGAAAUGACACUAACCAUGGCACUUUCAUCAAUGAAAAAUAGUAAUCAAAUUUAGUAAAGAACAAUGUCAAAAAAGAGACUAACCUUUUUAGAAUCUAUUGUAUUUUCUCCAGAUGGAACUAUUAAAAUUCUUUGGGAUUUUUUAUGUAUGCUUCUAAUAUUUUAUGAAAUAUUGUCUAUCCCUUUUAGAAUUAGUUUCGAUUUCGAAAUAAGUAAUGAUCUAAGUACAUUUAUCACUACUAUUUUCUUACUUGAUAUUGCAAUAACGUUAUACUGCAGUUUGGAUAAAAGGGACAAUCAAUUAUAAAUAUUCAGUGAUAUGUAGAUUGUAUAUAAAACUUUGGUUUUGGCUGGAUUUAAUUGCAUCUUUCCCUUACGAUAUGGUAUUAAACGAAAAAAUCAUAAUUAGAUUAUAGAAUCUGUAUUAGUAACAGAUACUGAUGAAAAUGAUUAAAGUACAAAAAAUGUUGAAUCUUCUAAAACCUUACAAUAAAGUGCUUAAAUUUUAAGACUAUUAAAAUUCUUUAGAUUUAUUAAAAUCAUAAGAUUACUUCGAUUAUCAAAAUUAAAAGUGAUUUUUGAUAAAAUUGAAGAACAAUUACAAACAUAUACUACUAUAAAUACAAUUGCCAGCUUUCUUAAAUUAAGUUUUUUUGUAUUAUUUUGGUCGCAUUGGUUAGGAUGCAUCAUUCAUUUUGUAGGAAUGAAUGAAGAUCAUAAUCAUAAUUGA
Messenger RNA from Paramecium primaurelia, 857 nucleotides. NCBI's taxonomy places the organism in Eukaryota, Ciliophora, Oligohymenophorea, Peniculida, Parameciidae. The record is from the annotation of a GenBank genome assembly.